AUGGCUCAGUUCUAUUACAAAAGAAAUGUCAACGCCCCCUACAGAGACCGCAUCCCGCUGAGGAUCGUCAGAGCAGAAUCGGAACUCUCACCAUCAGAAAAGGCCUACUUGAACGCAGUGGAGAAGGGGGACUAUGCAAGUGUCAAGAAAUCUCUGGAGGAAGCUGAGAUUUACUUUAAAAUCAACAUUAACUGCAUCGACCCCCUUGGAAGGACUGCUCUUCUGAUCGCCAUUGAAAACGAGAACCUGGAGCUGAUUGAACUCCUGCUAAGUUUCAACGUCUAUGUUGGCGAUGCGCUGCUUCAUGCCAUCAGAAAAGAGGUGGUUGGAGCCGUGGAGCUGUUGCUGAACCACAAAAAGCCAAGUGGAGAGAAGCAGGUGCCUCCCAUUCUCCUUGAUAAGCAGUUCUCUGAAUUCACUCCAGACAUUACACCUAUCAUCUUGGCUGCACAUACAAAUAAUUAUGAGAUAAUCAAACUUUUGGUCCAGAAAGGUGUCUCGGUGCCCAGACCCCACGAGGUCCGCUGUAAUUGUGUCGAGUGUGUCUCCAGCUCAGAUGUGGACAGCCUCAGGCACUCGAGGUCCAGGCUCAACAUCUACAAGGCAUUGGCCAGUCCCUCACUCAUUGCCCUGUCAAGCGAAGACCCUUUCCUCACCGCCUUUCAACUGAGCUGGGAGCUGCAGGAACUGAGCAAGGUGGAGAAUGAAUUCAAGUCAGAAUACGAGGAGCUGUCUAGACAAUGCAAACAAUUUGCUAAGGACCUCCUAGAUCAGACACGGAGUUCCAGAGAGCUGGAAAUCAUUCUUAAUUACCGCGAUGACAAUAGUCUGAUCGAAGAACAGAGUGGAAAUGAUCUUGCAAGGCUAAAAUUAGCCAUUAAGUACCGUCAAAAAGAGGUGAGUGUUGCCAGACACGAUCCAUCAAUGAGAUGGAAUCUCAUCCCUGACAACCCAGCACUACGCCGAAGUUGUGUUACACUUAACUGCAUUUUUAUUCUCUUCCCCAGUGACUUUUUGAAAGCCCAGGAACAAACUUUUGAUAAACUUCUUGACAGUUUUAUAUGGGGAGAAAUUAAACAGAUGUGGGAUGGUGGACUUCAGGAUUACAUCCACGACUGGUGGAACCUAAUGGACUUUGUGAUGAACUCCCUGUACUUGGCAACAAUCUCCUUGAAGAUCGUCGCGUUUGUGAAGUACAGUGCUCUGAACCCACGGGAAUCAUGGGACAUGUGGCACCCCACCCUGGUGGCAGAGGCUUUAUUUGCUAUUGCAAACAUCUUCAGUUCCCUGCGUCUGAUCUCACUCUUCACUGCAAACUCUCACCUGGGACCUCUGCAGAUAUCUCUGGGAAGAAUGCUCCUGGACAUCCUAAAAUUCUUAUUCAUAUACUGCCUCGUGCUGCUAGCCUUUGCAAAUGGCCUAAAUCAACUGUACUUCUACUAUGAAGAAACAAAGGGGUUAAGCUGCAAAGGCAUACGGUGUGAGAAACAGAAUAAUGCGUUUUCCACGUUAUUUGAAACUCUACAAUCCCUGUUUUGGUCAAUAUUUGGACUCAUCAAUUUAUAUGUCACCAACGUCAAAGCCCAGCAUGAGUUCACCGAGUUUGUUGGGGCCACCAUGUUCGGGACAUAUAAUGUCAUCUCUCUGGUUGUCCUACUGAAUAUGUUAAUUGCUAUGAUGAAUAAUUCUUACCAACUAAUUGCCGACCAUGCAGAUAUAGAAUGGAAAUUUGCCAGAACAAAGCUUUGGAUGAGCUACUUUGAAGAAGGGGGUACCCUGCCUACGCCUUUCAAUGUCAUCCCAAGCCCCAAAUCCCUGUGGUACCUGGUCAAGUGGAUAUGGACACACCUGUGUAAGAAAAAGAUGAGAAGGAAGCCAGAAAGCUUCGGAACAAUUGGGCGGCGUGCUGCUGAUAACCUGAGAAGACACCACCAAUAUCAAGAGGUGAUGAGGAACCUGGUGAAGCGCUACGUGGCCGCCAUGAUCAGAGAGGCAAAAACUGAAGAGGGCCUGACAGAGGAGAAUGUCAAGGAACUAAAGCAAGACAUUUCUAGCUUCCGCUUUGAAGUUCUGGGAUUGCUCCGAGGAAGCAAGCUCUCCACAAUACAGUCAGCCAACGCCGCGGCCAGUCCGGCAGACUCCGAUGAAAAGAGCCACAGUGAAGGUAAUAGCAAGGACAAGAAAAAGAAUCUCAGCCUCUUUGAUUUAACCACUCUGAUCCACCCAAGGUCAGCAGUCAUUGCCUCCGAGAGACAUAACGUAAGCAAUGGUUCCGCCCUGGUGGUGCAGGAGCCGCCCAGGGAGAAGCAGAGAAAAGCGAAUUUUGUGGCUGAGAUCAAAAACUUCGGGUUGUUUCAUAGACGGUCAAAACAAAAUGCUGCUGAGCAAAACGCAAACCAAAUCUUCUCUGUUUCAGAAGAAAUUACUCGUCAACAGGCGGCAGGACCACUUGAGAGAAAUAUCCAACUGGAAUCCCAAGGAUUAGCUUCACGGGGUGACCUCAGCAUUCCUGGUCUCAAUGAACAGUGUGUACUAGUAGACCAUAGAGAAAGGAACACGGACACUUUGGGUUUACAGGUAGGCAAGAGAGUGUGCUCCUUCAAGUCAGAGAAGGUGGUGGUGGAAGACACGGUCCCAAUCAUACCAAAGGGGAAGCGUGCCCACGAGGAGGACUCGAGCAUAGACUAUGAUUUAAGCCCCACGGACACAACGUCCCAUGAAGAUUACGUGACCACAAGAUUGUGACACUUGGAGGAAGGAAGUUUACCAUACCUAUACAUAUUUUCCAUAGUGCUCCGGGUGGGGAAGAUGUUUGAAAUUAUGUUAUCAAAUGCUAAUUUACACUUUCUGGUGUUUAUCCAUUGUGGCAUAUUAACCUAUAACAUGUUUAAACAAAGCAGAGGCAACAUGAACCCUCCUCUUCUGUAGGCUGCUUUUGCUUUCACGGUUUAUUUUACAAAGGUCUCUGUUAAAUAAAAGCACCUUGUAUCCUUGUACUGUUACAA
Messenger RNA from Peromyscus eremicus (cactus mouse), 3005 nucleotides. It is a transcript of the gene Trpc4, whose product is annotated as transient receptor potential cation channel subfamily C member 4. NCBI's taxonomy places the organism in Eukaryota, Metazoa, Chordata, Mammalia, Rodentia, Cricetidae. Gene Ontology annotation, biological process: manganese ion transport; calcium ion transmembrane transport; regulation of cytosolic calcium ion concentration. The transcript has 10 exons. Gene Ontology annotation, cellular component: cation channel complex; membrane. The record is from RefSeq and is a predicted model, not a curated record. Gene Ontology annotation, molecular function: protein binding; inositol 1,4,5 trisphosphate binding; store-operated calcium channel activity. The coding region runs from base 1 to 2745 and encodes 914 amino acids.